Molecule: messenger RNA, 7083 nt
Organism: Cydia strobilella
Lineage: Eukaryota; Metazoa; Arthropoda; Insecta; Lepidoptera; Tortricidae
Product: fatty acid synthase-like
Exons: 40
Coding region: 2-7030 (2342 amino acids)
Biological process (GO): fatty acid biosynthetic process
Molecular function (GO): oxidoreductase activity; 3-oxoacyl-[acyl-carrier-protein] synthase activity; fatty acid synthase activity
Source: RefSeq, a predicted model, not a curated record
CAUGGCACCAACACCUCAAGAGACGGUUGUGGAGCGCCCCGUCCCCGCGCCCCGCUCGUUAUCGGGGGACGAAGUGGUCAUAAGUGGGAUGUCUGGGAUAUUCCCAAAGUCCGAUAGUGUGCAGGAGUUUAUGGAAAAUCUUUAUAAUAAGGUGGACAUGGUGACAGACGAUGACCCACGCUGGGUGUUCAACCACCCCGAAGUACCUAAGCACCUGGGCAAGGUCUCCGGCAUGGGAAAGUUCGACGCGCAGUUCUUCAGGGUGCACUAUAAGCAGGCAUGCGCCAUGGAGCCGAUGAGCAGGAAACUUUUGGAGCACGCGUAUUCCGCCAUCUUUGAUUCUGGAAUCAACCCAGAGCAAAUCCGAGGAAAGAAAGUCGGUGUUUUCAUAGGAUCUACCUUCUCUGAGUCAGAGAAAAUUGUCAUUUAUGAAAAUAUCCAGCGCCACGGCUUUGGUAUCACUGGAUGCAACAAGGCCAUGUACGCCAACCGCAUCUCCUACUGGAUCGACGGCAAAGGCCCCUCGUUCGCCCUGGACUUGGCCUGCGCUAGCUCUAUGGCGUGCCUUGAGCAUGCCUACAGGAGUAUCAGUACUGGAGAGUGCGAUGCAGCCAUCGUUGGAGGGUGUAAUUUGUGCAUGCACCCUAAUGUUUGCCUUAAUUUAAAAAGAGCCGGUUUCUUGUGCUUGGACGGAAAAACAAAAUGUUUCGACAAAAACGGCGACGGCUACGUGAGGUCUGAUUCCAUCAACGUGUUGUUUUUACAACGAGCUAAAGACGCUAAGAGAAUAUACUCUCAAAUUUACUACGCCAAAGGCAGCUACAGUUUAAAGCCGGACGCGCCAUUUAUGCCCGUCAGGGAAUCUAAGGACAUCCAGGAUUUUCUUAACGAGUUCUAUUCCGAAAUCGACGUGGCACCGCAAGAUGUAGAAUAUGUGGAAGCGUGUGGUUCAGCUAUCGCUGAAGCAGAUGCUCAAGAACUCGACGCUGUCGGUAAAGUGUUCGCCAAAGACUCAUCCAUCAAGGUUGGCAGCGUUAAGUCUAACAUGGGACACAGUGAACCGGCAUCGGGAACAAAUGCUUUAACUAAGGUCUGCUUAGCAUAUCAUAAAGGCCAAAUUCCCGCAAACCUGCACUACUACAACCCCCAAGACGACAUCCCAGAAGUCAAAGAAGGAAGAAUCCAGGUCCUUCAAGACAAUUCUAGAUUUAACAGGAGAUUUGCUGCGUUGAACUGUUUCUCGUACACUGGCACUAACAUCCAUGUCCUGCUUAAAGGACAUUAUAAACCAAAGGAUAUUACCCGUUAUCAAACCAGCCUUCCUCGAUUGGUUACAAUUUCUGGAAGACAAGAAACUGGUGUACAGAAGAUCCAGGAAUAUUUGAAGAAAAAGCCCAUCGAUCCGGAACAGAUGGCAUUGCUGCACAGCAUCCAUGAAUUCGAAAUUCCCGGGCAUUUAAGCAGAGGAUACACCAUUCUCAAUACCAAUGAGAACAAAGAAACAGUCUGCCUUUCGGAGAGUGUCAACUACUACGGUGGAACGCAUGGACCCUUAUGGUUCGUGUACAGCGGCAUGGGGUCCCAAUGGGCUGGGAUGGGUGCUGAACUUAUGAAAUUCCCCACUUUCGCAGCAGCUAUCGAAAAGUGCCGCAGGGUCCUUGAGCCGAAAGGGAUUGACAUCAUGAGAAUUAUAUGCGAUGCAGACAAGACUAUUUACGAUAACAUCCUUCAUUCCUUUGUCGGAAUCGCUGCUGUCCAAAUCGGUCUUACUGAUAUCCUGACUGAGAUGGGAAUCGUACCAGAUAAUAUCAUUGGGCACAGUGUAGGCGAGUUAGGGUGCGCGUACGCCGACGGUUGCUUCACGGCUGAAGAGAUGAUCCUCGCCGCGUACAGCCGAGGACUGGUGUCAGUGCAGACUCCGUUUAUUAAGGGAUCUAUGGCCGCCGUUGGCUUGGGCUAUAAUGAUGUGCUUCCUUUAUGCCCACCCGAAAUAGAAGUCGCUUGUCACAACAGCGCCGAGUCCGCUACCAUCUCAGGCCCCGCUGAUAAGAUGAAGGAGUUUGUUGCCAGUCUUACAGAAAAGGGCAUCUUCGCCAAGGAAGUGCCUUGCUCUAACAUCGCAUACCAUUCUCAGUAUAUAGCUGGAGCAGGUCCUGGACUACUGAAAUACUUGAGCGAAGUUAUCAAAGACCCCAUGCCACGCAGCGCAAAAUGGGUGUCCACUUCAGUACCGCAAGACAAGUGGGAUCAGCCCAUGGCUAAGUUGUCUUCUGCUGAGUACCACACCAACAACUUACUGAACCCAGUGCUAUUUGAAGAGACGUCCGCGUUAAUCCCCGAUAAGGCGGUGAUGAUAGAGAUAGCGCCUCAUGGCCUGCUCCAAGCUAUUCUGAAGAGGUCUCACAAGGAAUGCGUACACAUACCGCUGACCAGGCGCGGGCAUAAGGAACCCGUUAAGUUCUUACUGGAAUCGAUUGGCAAGAUGUACGAGUCUGGAUUGAACCCAAAAAUCGACGCAUUAUACCCAACGAUCGAAUUCCCUGUCUCAACUGAAACCCCUUUGCUCUCACAUCUUGUUGAAUGGGUACAUAAUGAAGAUUGGCCUCAAGCAAAAUACAAUCAAACUAAAGGCCUAGUUGUUGCUUCUAUUCGUGAUUUUUUCAUCUCAAUACACGAUGACGAUUACAAGUUUUUGGAGGGACACGUUCGGAAUGAUAACUUUGUGUAUCCUGAGGCUGGCAUCUUAGUCCUUGUUUGGGAGACGUUCGCGAUGCACAAAAACACUGACUACAGACAGUUCCCGGUUACAUUCAAGGACGUACAGUUUUACCAAGAAGCGCAACUGGUGGCUGAACAGCCAGUGCAGCUUCGGAUUUCUAUCCAAAAGGGUAGUCACGGUUUUGAGGUCUGUUACAACAACACCAAACUUGCAACGGGUACCAUCAUUGAUAGCAAAUCCUUAUACCGCGAAAGCCGUAAUGCUAAUACUGAAGAAACCAAUAAGGAACAUAUUGUACUUAACUCUGAAGAAAUCUAUAAAACCUUUGAUUUAGGCGGAUUCACUUACAGAGGCGAAUUUCAGUCUAUACACUCAGUGACUGCCGACGGCAAAAAAGCAACCAUAAAAUGGAAUCAAGAGUGGGUGAUGUUCUUAGAUGCUUUGAUCCAGCUUAAUAUAAUUGCGAGGGAUGGAGCUGGCAUUUUGACACCUAAAAUUAUUAAAAGACUGACUAUCAACGCAGAUGAGCAAGAGGUUCUUCCGUCUAUUGAUAUAAACGGUGAAAAAUUCUACGCCGCUAAAUACUCUAAAGUACUUAAUGUUACCACAUGCGGUGGAGUCGAGCUAGAUAAUAUCAUUUUUAACGAGAAAUCAGUAGUGGAAAAAGAGCCGGAAUACCUAGAGAUGAGGUCAUUUAUACCACAUUUCCUAACGGGCGAUGUUGACAUUAACAGAGCAUUACAAAUAAAUUUACAAGUAGUAGCCGACAACGUGGAUAACAAAGUGACUAUCACAGAAUUCGUAGGAUCCUCUUUUAGUACAAACAUGACCAAUAACAUCAAACAAGUUGCCGAUCAAAUCCCUGACUCUGAAUUUGAAGUACGCUUAGUUCAGGCUGAGAAUAUUGAACUUGAUAAUUUGAUUGGCAGAGAACUCAGUAUUGGGAAAUCAGAUUUGUUUGUUGUAUGCAAUUUGCUUGGAGAUGAGAAGAAAAUGCGAAAUCUCUACAAUAUCCUAUCAAACGACACCUUCGUCUUAGCUCUAGAGCAAGACACAACUAAAAUACAUCCCAAAUACAAACUAUUCAACAUUAUAACUGCCAUGUCAGUUCAGAAGGAGAUAUUUGUUUUACUGAAAAAGGCUGAUAUAAGGAAGGAUAAUGUAAUUUACCUGCCAAUUGCUCACGACAGCAAGUUCAAUUGGGUCCCACGGGUACUGAGCGAACUACAGAAGCCAAGACAUGUAACAUUAGUAUCUGAAAGGCAACCAUUCUGCGGCAUUAUAGGCUUAGUAAAGAAGUUAAGAAAGCAGUAUCCUAACAAGCUCAGCGUGAUCGUUGUGGACGAUUACCAUGCGCCCUCGUUCACUCCAGACCACUCGAUGUUUAAGGAGCAGAUCCAGAAGAACUUGACAUUUAAUAUCUUGAAUCAGGGUAAAUGGGGAGGCUAUUACUCCCUAUCAAGUCCGAAGUCAACUCUGACUCGCAACGUUCAACUGGCAGUUACUACACCAGGCAUGCUGGACUCGCUCACGUGGAUUGAAGCCCCCUCAAAGCCAGACAACAAAUGUUUGGUUCAGGUGUGCUUCACCUCUGCUUCAUACAGGGAUGUUCAACAAGUACAGAGAAAAAAAGACGUACAACUUGGAAUGGAUUUCAGUGGUAUUGAUAAUAGUGGCAAUAAAGUAAUGGGGCUCGUACAAGGCGGUGCACUGGCGUCCACUGUACAAGCCGACAAAAAUUUGCUGUGGCCCGUCCCCGAGCAUUGGUCUUUAGAAGACGCAGCAACCGUACCCCUACCGUAUGCCUUAGCUUACUACUGUUUGGGUAUACGAAGUCAAUUAUUACCCGGUCGGCGUGUAUUUGUAACCAGCGGAGCAGGGGCUUUGGGCCAAGCUGUCAUCUCUAUAUGUCUGGCGAAUGGCUGCCAAGUAUACACUGCGGUAAAUGAUAUUCACAAGAAACGCUUCUUGCUGAGGAUGUUCCCACAACUCAAAGAGCAUCAGAUUGGUAAUAGCCGUGACGCUGAUUCGUUGAAAAAUACGAUGGUGGACGAGCACAGGCGGUGCAAUAUCGUGGUUAAUACUCUCAGCGGAAUACAGCGAGAGGUGGUGAUGCAAGGCCUUGGAGAAUUCGGUGAGUUCCUAGACAUCAACGAUGAAGACAUGGAAGCCAACGAAAACUUCGGCAUGUACUUUGUCGUUGAAGAAAAGAACUACAGGGCUGUUCACCUUUCGACCAUUUUCAAGCCGGAGUAUUCAAAAUUGUGCAAGCAACUGCAAGCCAUGAUCUGCCAAGGAAUCGAAACUGGCGCCGUCCGCCCGCUAUCCCGCGUGGUGUAUCCACCAACAGCGAUCUCAAGAGCCUUCAGACUCCUAGCGACUAGCCGGCACAGGGGCCGCGUACUGAUCAGAAUGACUGAACCUAUCUCUCUUAGUAACGGAUUCAGCGUGACGCCUAAGAUAUGGUUUUCAUCCACACACACGUACGUAGUAGUGUGCGAUGACGACGGUGUGGGCAUUGAGUUGGCCGAUUACAUCGUAAAGAGAGGCGCGUCCAAACUUGCCAUACAUUCCAAAACAAAUGCUGUUGGAGGAUACUUCUAUACUAAGCUGGCCAAAUGGCAAAACGCCGGUGUCUCAGUUACACUAUGUUCCGAGAAUCUCCAAACGGAGAAAGGCUGCGCAAAUUUACUAAAGGAGGCGGCCAAAUUAGGUCCAAUAGAAGGUCUAUUCAUCGUUCAAGAUCCGGAUACGAUUGAGAAAACUUUGGAGCAGCGGAACUUCGUUGACAAGUUCAACAAUAGGAGUCUGGUUGUUAAUAAUCUUGAUUUGGUGUCGAGGAAUCUUUGUAGCGAAUUAAGAUAUUUUGCAAUACUAAUCCGUUCAUCAGAAAGUGCGACUGACGAAUUUGCUUCAUCAAUAGUGGACAAAAUCUGUCAAUCAAGGAAUGAGAUCGGAUUACCAGCACUGGCACUGCAUGUUGACUCAAUAAAAGUGUUUGACCAAAACACAGAGAACUCUAAGACAAAGCCGCUGGCAGUGUCGGCAGUGUUCAAAGCGCUAGAAACGAGUUUGAAACUGAAAUACAACAAUGUUGUAUCGUUCAAUUUGAAGAAGCGCGUACAUGGCGACUUCUUGCAGAAAAUUGAAAAGGUUCUAGGAGUCCGCCGAAUCGAGGAUAUCGAUGAAAAACUGACCUUAAGUAAUCUAAGUUUAUCCAGUAACAACUUGGAAGAAAUACGUUUAGUUAUAAAAGAAAUUUACGACAUAUUUAUCGCAGUUGACAAUCUGAGGAAAAUGACUAUUUUCAGUAUCAAAACAUUAGGUAACAACCUGAACAUGUAUAGAACGAGCUUCGAUAGUGGUUUAGGCGCUUUCUACACGUUUAUUGAUGGGGAUGAAUGUAUGGCAACUGAGCCUAUGGUCAAUAUGCCCACUAAAGUAGCUAACGCGGCAGAGAAAGAGGAAGAGUUGGACCCAAAGGCUACGUAUCUGAUGAUGAUACCAGGCUUCGAAGGUCACCACGAGAUGCUGCUGCCAAUAUGCCAAAGACUGAAGAUGCAGGUUCAGGUGCUGCAACUGGGCCCGGACCUAACUUACGAUAAUGUGCAACAGAUGGCACUGAAUAUAAUGAAGUUUAUGAAAAACCGAUUCGAGCUCAAGUCGAAGUUCUACCUGUUCGGUUAUUCGUUUGGCGUGAACGUAGCUUUGGAAUUAGCGGCGUUAAUUGAAAAAGAAGGUUAUGUAGGUGUAAUAUACUGCUUAGACAGCAGUCCAGAUGCAUUAAGAGCACAACUCAACGCCUACCUCGGCAACCUAUCAGACACCAAGCUACAGGACACCAUCGUCCAACACAUGUAUCGACUCAUGGCAGGCAGAGAAGACAAAGAUCUUAUAAAAGAUUUGGCCAAAACAGAGUCCUGGUCGGAAAAGAUCGAUCUAUGCUUGAAGAAGCUUAGAGGCCUAGUCCACUACUCUAACCAAUACACACGCUCAGUCCUCGAGUCAGCGUAUAGCAGAAUUCAAACAGCUAGAGCUUAUGAACCGAGUUUCAAAUUGGAGUCAGAAAUCAUUCUCAUGAAGGCCAUACCGCAUCCAAAUUGCCAAAACCUACCUGAUGAUUACAAUUUGUCGAAAUAUACUAAGCAGCCGGUAAAAAUAUUCCAUCUAGCGUCAGACCACGCGUUGGCACCGCAUGACAGUAGAGUCGCCAAUAUCAUUAACAAGCUUUUUGAACCAAAAUUGAUUGAGGAGUUCAAGAGCAAGAACGUCUGCGAGACGUAUUUGACGGAGUUAUUCAAAGUGUUUUAAUUUUAUUUAUGUUCGGCCACUUAUGUAAGGUAGUAUUAAAUUUUUGAGUUUUA